AUGUAUCCCUGGCAUGGGAUCCCAAACCACUCCGCGCCGCAACCGCAAUCACAACCGCAACAACCGCAUCCAAGUCCCCAUGCGCAACAUGCACAGCAUUCACCAUCAGCAGCGCAUUCACAUUCGCACUCCACAUCGACCUCUUCCCCAUCCACGCCAUACCAAAUGCCGCAUUUACGAUGGAUGCCCUCGAUGAUGUCGCGCCAGCAGCCGCAGCCGCAGCAGCAACACCAGAAUACAACCAGCGGUAGCACAAAUGCGACGCCGAGUAUAUCGUCGAAUCUGCGCAUGGGCCAAAACGCGAAUCACCAGGCUGUGUCGGUGGUUGUUGAGACGAGGCCCAUGCCGCUGGCGCAAGGUGGUCGGGGACCCGGGGAGGAAGAUGUGGAGGGGUCGGAGGAGAGUGAUCAGGAUGGGGGAAGGAAUAUGGUUGUUUUGGAUCCGGGGGAUCCGGGUUAUGCGCCGUCGCCUGGGGAGGGUGAUGCUGGGGGUGGACGACGGAGGAGACAUGGUGGAGGAGGUGGUGGAUUGGCGAUUGCGAAUGAUGAUCGGGAUAACCCUAUCGACGAGGCGGAUAUGAACACUGCCAACCAACUCAUGGCUGCUGGUAACAAUGGGGAAAGCAGCGAACGCAAACAUGGCAAGCGCUUAACGACAUCUGAAGAAGUGUCUCUCUUUGAAAUAUGCAACCGCCACGCCCCCGACUUCGGACAGCGAAGCAACCUCUGUAAAUGGUGGAUCACGGUCACCGCCGAAUUCACCCGCGACCAAGGCCAUCCGUACUCGUGGCAUUCUGUCCGGCGUAAAGUCGAGAUGGUCACGAAGCAGCGCAUGCGGUUUCUCGAGGAACAACGUGAGAAAGGCGCCGCUGCCAGUGAAGAUUUGUCGAAUACUAGAUGGCGCGCUGCUGUCGAUGCUUGGAUACCCACGUGGCAGAAAUGGGAGGAGGCAGAGACAAGGAGGAUUGAGAAGAGAGAUUCACGGAAGACGAGGAAGAGGAAGAGUCGCGGGUGGGAGUUUCCGUGGGAUACGGCUGUUGCCCCGGAGGAGGAUGACGGGUGGAGGGCGCCGUCUGUCGACCAUACACCCACGGGCACUCCUGGUUACAACCAGACCCCGGUACAAGUACAGCCCUCUGUACCUAUCUCUUCGACACCAGUUCCCGCACUCCCACAAUCCAAUGUCCCCGUUACCGUCCGUCUACCACCAGGCUUCGACUCCAUGUUCUCCAACCCUAACCCAUCGCCACAAUCACCACCAUCAGCGCCACUGGCCCAGAAGACGCCAUACCAAUCCACCUCCCCCGCACCAGCAGUAGCAGCAACAGCAACAGCUACAUCCACAGAACCGAACAUGAUGACUGCUCUCCUAGAAACACUAGGAAAACUAAACAAGCACCUCGACGCGAAUCCAGACCCGCGUGCUGCCCUUGCCCCUGGGCAACAGAAUCACCAUCUUAAUGGCAAUGAGCAUAAUACAGAAAACAUAAUGUCUACCCCACUUGGUCUGCUCAAAGAAGAGCUCAAGCGGGAAGUACGCGAAGAACUCUGCCGGGAGAUUGAGCGAGAUCGCGCGUCGUUGGAGGAAAAGCUCGAUUCGGUGCAGAGGACGCAGGAGAUGAUUUUGGAGAUGCUGAGGCAGGAACCUGCCUAA
Messenger RNA from Aspergillus glaucus CBS 516.65, 1653 nucleotides. RefSeq lists its product as uncharacterized. Lineage: Eukaryota; Fungi; Ascomycota; Eurotiomycetes; Eurotiales; Aspergillaceae. Bases 1 to 1653 code for a protein of 550 amino acids. The transcript has a single exon. The record is from RefSeq and is a predicted model, not a curated record.